This is a messenger RNA of Zophobas morio, 1422 nucleotides long. RefSeq names its product pickpocket protein 28-like. The transcript is spliced from 6 exons. The record is from RefSeq and is a predicted model, not a curated record. Lineage: Eukaryota; Metazoa; Arthropoda; Insecta; Coleoptera; Tenebrionidae. Gene Ontology annotation, biological process: sodium ion transmembrane transport. The coding region runs from base 1 to 1422 and encodes 473 amino acids. Gene Ontology annotation, cellular component: plasma membrane. Gene Ontology annotation, molecular function: ligand-gated sodium channel activity.
AUGUCGAACGUUACUGUGCCUACAAAAAUUGUAAAAGAUGAAACCGAAAGAAAAAAUGGUAGACCUUUUUUUAAUCAAAUAUCUAGAUACUAUUCUGAAUUUAUGAAUAAUAGUACCAUACAUGGUCUUAAAUACAUGGUGGGUAGUGACAAAUCGUUCAUAGAAAAGAUCUGGUGGAUCUGCAUUUUGUCAGUUUCCGUCUAUUUUUGUGCAGUUCUAAUUAAACUGACUUGGCAAAAGUGGGAAGAAAAUCCAGUUGUUAUAGGACUUAGCCAAAAGUCGGUACCUUUGUGGAAAAUACCUUUUCCAGCAGUCACUGUAUGUUACGGAAAUUCAGAUAAAAGAUUAUCAAUCUUUUCAUUUCUUAGUCCUAGGUUCCAAGAACCGCCAGAGCCUUGCUUCCCCACUAACUUAGAAUCGGAAUUUGAACAAGAAAAUGGUAGUGAAAUUUUGGAAAAGAGUGCAUUUUCUGUAGACGAUAUUUUUUCAAAAUGCUCCAUAGUAAAGUCUGGUUUUACCUAUAACGAGAUAUGUUCUCGUAAAUUUUCACCAGUUAUUAAUGAAAUGGGACUCUGUUUCUCCUACAAUACCUUGGAUAAGAAAUACAUAUUCAACAACAUUACCCAUCUGCCACGCACUGAUCUUCAGCAACAAAAAAUUAAAUUUUGGACAUUCGAUGACAAUUAUCGAAAAAAUGUCCAAGACGUCUACCCUGUUCGCUCAGUAACAACUGAAUCUUACAUGUUCUUCUCUCUCAAACGCCCUCUUAAAAAAUUAAGCUGUGAGAAUGCCAAAUUAACCGUCAUUCUACAUCACCCUGCAGAAAUUCCAACACUUGUGAAACGUCCCAUUUACAUCGAAAAGCGUGGAAGUUACGACAUUGGAGUCAAACCAGAAAUGACAUUUACUUCCAAUGACUUAAAAUUGUAUGCUCCACGCCGAAGAAAAUGUUUCUAUUCAUACGAACGUCAACUGCAUUUUUUCAAAAUUUAUAGCGAGGAGUUGUGUAAGAUUGAAUGUCUUGCUAAUUACACUGUACAUUUUUGUGGUUGUGUUCCCAGUUACAUGCCACAUCACUGGCUUGAAUAUGAAUCGGGUUUUUUAAACAAACAUCCUGGUGUAAAACUCUGUGAAUGCUUGCCUUCGUGUACUUCAAUAAUUUACAGAGCAGAUGUAAUUCAAGCUGUAGACUCGGAAGGAUCUAACGAUGACACAGUAAAUAUAAGAUUCAGACAGUCGGAAUUCAUGGCUAUGGAACGACAAGAAUUAUUUGGUGAUGUUAAUUUUUGGGCCAGUUGUGGUGGACUUUUAGGGUUGUUUACCGGAUUUUCGGUCAUGUCUUUGGUGGAAAUAGUUUAUUAUUUGACUCUUCGAUGGAUAAUUGUUUUGGGGAAGAAAAUCUUGCAACGUUGCAAUUUUUAA